Messenger RNA from Bactrocera oleae (olive fruit fly), 2319 nucleotides. The record is from RefSeq and is a predicted model, not a curated record. NCBI's taxonomy places the organism in Eukaryota, Metazoa, Arthropoda, Insecta, Diptera, Tephritidae.
UAAAACUAUUUAUUUAUAAAAAUUAUUAUAAGCUUAUCAUAAAUAUUUUGAAUAAAUAUAGCUGUAUUGUUGAUUUUAUUGUGUUUUUCUGCGUUACAACCAUGCAGCUGCGACACACAACACAAAGCUCGCUGUUGUGAAAACUACAAGACCUUUCCUUAUGUCAGCGCUUUCCAUGCUUACUACUGCGUUCCUGCUCUUAUCCACAAAUACUGUGCGUUUUCGCCAUAUUAAAGAUUUUGUCGUGCGCGCUCUCUUCUACCCAUGUGCUUGUCCCUAUGCUGCAGCACUGUCAGUUUGAAUAAUUUGUCAGAAAAUUUUUUUAAGUGCGUUUGUCGUGAAAUUUCUAAUUGUUUGUUUUCAAUUAUUACUCACGAAAACGUUCCCCUUUCACAUGUGCAUCGUUCCCUAGCGAACAGUAGCGAAACAGGAAAGGCUCUAAAAUAUCGUAAACUAAAAAAAAUUAUUGUAACGGACCAAGUGUACACUAAAGAAACUCAGCGCUUGAUGCAGGAGCCUGUGCCCGGAAUUAAUGCCAUUCCUGAUGAGAACAAUGCGCGCUACUUUCAUGUUAUCGUAACGGGUCCAAAUGAUUCACCUUUCGAAGGUGGCGUUUUUAAAUUGGAAUUAUUCUUGCCCGAAGAUUAUCCAAUGUCAGCGCCAAAAGUACGAUUCAUUACCAAAAUCUAUCAUCCGAAUAUUGAUCGCUUGGGACGCAUUUGCUUGGAUGUACUCAAGGAUAAGUGGAGUCCAGCAUUGCAAAUUCGUACAAUUUUGCUUUCAAUUCAGGCGCUAUUAAGUGCACCCAAUCCCGAUGAUCCACUAGCAAAUGAUGUCGCAGAAUUGUGGAAGGUGAACGAGGCUGAGGCCAUCAAGAAUGCACGUGAAUGGACUCAGAAAUAUGCCGUCGAAGACUGAAGUGCAAAGUGAAGUGUUUGCAGCAGAAAACGUACGACGAUGAAAGCGGGCGGUGGAGCUGCAUGGAGUGUGGCGGGGGAAUUGGGCAUACCAUGGGAACAACACGUGAAUACAACGGCUUUUAAUUGGUAAACAAGUGAUGGGGUGGGGGGGGCAUGGAGUAGUUGUAAUGUGCGUGAAUCAAGAAAUGGAAUUAUGUAAUAACAAUUAAGUAGAGUAAUAAUAUUGCGUAAAAUAAUUGCUAACUGGCUAAAGAAGAACAACUUAUCUCCGGUAUGCUGUUAAUAUUUUUAAAACACUAUACACGUUAAUAUAUUGAGAUGCUGACGUCUUGAAUGUUUUUAAAAAUAAAACUCUACCAAGCAAAACAAAAACACUACAACAAACAAAUGAGUAUAAUAAAUGAAAUACAAAACAGUAAUAAAGUUAUUGAUAAUGCAAAAAAAUAAUUAUAAUGAAAUAAAAAGAAUUUCUAUUAGUACAUGCAAUAAAAUAUAAAUAUAUAUAUGUAUACUCUUACUACACACUUUAAUACAAGCUAAAUGAUAUGAUAAUAGUUUAAAUAGAGUAUAAAAACUAAAUGCUAAAUCACUUGUAAGAAGAUGCAACAACAACAACAAUAACUAUGCAAUUUUUGAUUCCAACUUUUAUACGGUCUACAUUUGGCUGCUAAGAUGAGCGGUUGAGUAAAGAGCGCAACACAACUUUUCAACAAAAUGCCGGUUGCCGCUUGCUACUGACUUUCGUCCACGUAUAUACAUAUAUAAUAUAUGUGGAUAAAAGUGUUGCACGUCGUUGUGCGCGCUCGUUAGCUAGGGCGCUGUGUGCUAUUUAUUCACAUUUUCUUUUAGUUGCGCUAACAAUAUUACGUUUAGCCGUCUAUUCAUAUAGCAAUUGUAUUCUUUUUUUGCAUUUUAAAUUCUAAGCCACUCUUAUACAUACUAUGUAUCUACAUGUAAGCACGCCGCAUGUUGACGUUGUAGAUAUUCUGCUUUAAGGAAGUUGCUAUUAAUAUUUAAUGAACAAUGAAAUUCGAUUAAUCAUUAGAGUUUGCACUUCAAAAAAAACACACACACACACUGAUGUUACUUUUAAUUUUGUAUGCUUAUAUGUUUCCUUAUAAUUAUUAGCAUUAUUUAAAAAAAUUCAUAAUAGGUAUUUUUAAAUUUUAGUAGCAUUUCAUAUACGCUGCAUAAAAGUCAAGGUGAAAGCAAACGUCAAUGUGAAAAACCUUUGACAGCAGCGCUGCAUGGCUUGCUACAUUUUCUAUUUGUUUGUGUGUAAAGCAAAAAUACCUUUAUAAAGUAAAAUAUAUGAAACAUUAAGAAUCUGCAUAAUUUUUUUUUAUUUCUUAAAGAAUUAGUUGAAAUAAACGCGAAACCUGAAUUGUAAGAUAAAAAA